This is a messenger RNA of Agrilus planipennis (emerald ash borer), 3390 nucleotides long. It is a transcript of the gene Strump, whose product is annotated as WASH complex subunit 5. The record is from RefSeq and is a predicted model, not a curated record. Gene Ontology annotation, biological process: actin filament polymerization; endosome organization; regulation of actin nucleation. Gene Ontology annotation, cellular component: endosome; WASH complex. Lineage: Eukaryota; Metazoa; Arthropoda; Insecta; Coleoptera; Buprestidae.
CCAUAGGGCGCAAUUCGUAACGGCGGAUGUUUAUGAAUACCUUUAAUUUUAGGAUAUGUCUGUAGUGCUGUUUUGAUAGUUUUUACUAAGAAAACGGAGUAAAAGAUGAGGGAAUUUUUAUUGGAUGCAAAUAUAUAUGGACAAAAUAUUUUACAAUUGGUUUCCAGAGGUAAUGCAAUAAUAGCUGAGAUUCUGCGUAUGAAGGAGUACAUCCCUGAAGUUUUUAGAUCACAGAAAAACCAAAGCAACCAAAAAUAUUCAGAAGUUGUUUUCGAUUUCAUUUACUUUAAGAUUGCUGAUCUCCAGGAAAAAAAAAUUGAAGAUAGCGAGGAAUUAAAAGACAUAGAUGAAGAAUUUAGAGACAAUCAUAUCAAGAUAAUAAACAGAUUUUAUUUAAUAUUUGAAGGCAUUUAUAUGUACAUUACUGAUCUCAAUCAAAGUCUGGAUGAUAUAGAAGAAGGAACAUUCAUACAUCAAACUCUAGAAACUAUUUUUACUUGCACGGAAGGCAAACAACUGAUGUGCGAGGCACUUUACUUAUGUGGUGUUAUGCUACUUCUGCUAGAUUCAUUUAUAGAAGGCAGUGUAAGAGAAAGAUUGUUGGUCUCUUACUAUAGAUACACUCCCCAACGCAAAGAUGGCGAGUUUGCAAUCGAUGAAAUCUGUAAACUUAUUCGAGAUACUGGAUAUAGUAAUGGCAAGAAACCUGGCAACUAUCCAGAGGAUUAUUUCAAGAGGAUUCCUAUUAAAUCAAACUAUGUUGACAUGGUAAUUUCUUGCUUACGUUCGGAUGAUAUCUACAAUCAGUUAUCUGUGUACCAAGCUUCAAAACACCGCAGCACGGCUCUGUCAACGCAAGCUACGAUGUUGUUUGUUUCCCUUUUUUUCUGUCCAAAAAUACUCCACAGUCAAGCUUCUGUUAUGCGAGAAAUUGUUGAUAAAUACUUUCCUGACAAUUGGGUCAUUUCUCUGUACAUGGGCAUUACUAUGAAUCUUCUGGAGUCAUGGGAUAACUUCAAGGCUGCUAAAUUGGCCAUUGCAAAUAUUUUGACCGCACAAAACGUCAAAUUCCAUGCCAAUUUAUAUGGUUCUACAGUUGGAAACAUGAUAAAAUCAACAGCAAAUUUUUUGAAAGAGGGUAACAUGACCAAAGAAAAUAUAAUGAAAGAAAUAAAUCCUAUAAUGAAUAUUUUAAAGGAUUGUAACGUGGCUGUUCGAUGGCUCAUGUUGCACCUAUUAAGAACAGAAAAGAAUAAGAAAUGCAAACAGUUGCAAGACCUGGUUAUUACUGAAGCAAAGUGUGAUCUCACAAUGCUUUUCAAACUGUUGUUGAACACUGCUCAGUUGGAAAUAAUUGUCAUAGAACAUUUGAAAAGUAUGUUGGAAGAUCGGGAAAAAACAUGGGAGUCUCUUAAAGACGAAAGCUGUGGCAACCUCAAAGAACUGUCUGACGUUUUUGGAGGAAUUACCGUUCUCUCACGGAUUCAAAAGAACUCCAACUUACAAAACUGGUUCGAUGAAAUACUUAAGGGAAUACAAACGCUAUCGCAAAACGAGACCAGCUCGUCUAAAAAAAUAAUAAAGCUUAUCCACGCUCUUCAAAAAGUCCAAGAGUUUCACCAAUUGGAAAACAACCUUCACGUCAUCCAAUAUCUGUCAGAAAUUCGAAACAACCUGCACAAAAUGCUCCAAACACUUAAUAUCAAAGAAGAAAGUCUAAUAGCAUUGCACAUAAUUGCAGAUCUCAGUUAUGGAUGGAUUUUAAUAGAUUCCUUCACUCCCAUUAUGCAGAAAGGAAUUAAAAAGGAACCUUCCUUGUGCAUCAAGCUCAGGGCAGUAUUUCUGAAGUUAGCUUCGGCCUUAGAGACGCCCCUUUUAAGAAUAAAUCAGUCACACAGUAAAGAUUUGAUUUCUGUUUCUCAAUAUUAUAGUAGUGAAUUAGAAAUUUACGUCCGAAAAGUAUUGCAAAUAAUUCCAGAAACCAUGUUUCAAAAACUUCUGAAAAUAAUUGAAAUACAAACGUCUGUUUUGAAAAAGUUACCUACGAAGUUAGAUAAGGACAAAAUGAAGGACUUGGCCCAAUUAAAAGUACGUUUCGAAUUUGCCGAGUUAACGAAUUCUGUAUCAGUGUAUAGUCGGGGAAUACGAAUGAUGAAAAGCACUCUGGUAGGUGUAAUUUGCCUUGACCCGAAGAAAUUACUAGAAGACGGUAUUCGAAAAGAAUUGGUACAACAUAUCACACAAGCAUUACAUUUUGGCUUAAUAUUUACCCCAAAAAGUGAUGAUCUAGAAAAACGUGUUGGUGCCUUAGCUAACAUAAUAAAAGGAUACAAACAAUCUUUGGAAUAUAUACAAGACUACAUAAACAUAAAUGGGUUGAAAAUAUGGCAGGAGGAAGUCACUCGGAUAAUUAAUUAUAAUGUGGAAGAGGAAUGCAAUAUGUUUCUGAGAAACAAAGUAUAUGAAUGGGACAGUCAACAUCAAAGCAAACAUGUACCUAUACCUCGUUUUUCGUAUUUAGAUAAUCAAUGUGGAAAUUUCGUAGGGCGGCUUGUUAAACAAAUUUUAAGAUUAACCGAUCCCAGAAAUACCAUUUUUAUUCCGCAAAGUUGUACCUGGUAUGACAUAAAAACACAAAAGAAUGUGUUUAAUAAAGAAACUAUCAAAUGUAUAGGAACUGUGCUUGAAGUAACUGGUUUAGUAGGACUUGACAGGCUGCUUUCUCACAUGAUAACGUAUAAUUUGAAAAAAACUAUAAGUGCUUGGGAAAAGAAAGGCCAGAUGAGUGAAACAUGGAUGAGUUUAAAAUUGACCUUUUGUACUAAAGAAAACAUAAACAUGUCUAAAUUCUGUCAGAUGUGUUUAAAUAGAAUGUCUAAACAAUUGUCGAAUAUUUUAGACAGUGUAUUAAUAAUAGGACAACUACAGUUACUUCGGAAUAUGGUCAAUUUUCACCUGAGUUUAUCUUGCAAAUUUAACGCCAAAAGUUUGGAAACGUCUCUAAAAUCGCUUAAUGAAGCUCUAGUACACAUGAUGUCCAAAGAAGACAAGAUUGUUUUGAAUGAGCAAAUAUUAUUAACUUUAUCCAAGUAUUUGGAUUACUGUGGAAUGAAUCAGCCAGCAAAUAAAAUUUAUGUGACAACAAAAUUUAGUGAAGAUUAUGCUUUCUUCUUGUUCGUUUUUAUUAUGUGUUUUCAUCAUAAAUUGUCAUUUAUUAAGGAUGCAGGUUCUAAUACAGUGAAAGGUCAAGAUAGGAUCGACGGUAUCCCAUUUACAAUGGCCCUUCAUACAAUUGUACGGCAGUAUUCUCCAAAAUUAAAUGAAUGUUUUAUAAGGCAUUUAACAACAUUUAUUAUCGAAACAUUUAAACAAAAUUUAAGGUAACUCAUC